Capsaspora owczarzaki ATCC 30864 is the source of this 2101-nucleotide messenger RNA. RefSeq lists its product as hypothetical. The coding region runs from base 232 to 1872 and encodes 546 amino acids. Lineage: Eukaryota; Filasterea; Ministeriida; Capsasporidae. The record is from RefSeq and is a predicted model, not a curated record. The transcript is spliced from 5 exons.
CGUCUUUCGAGCUGGAUUACUUUUCAGAUUACCUCUUUUUCUCCUUUUCUCUUUCACUCCUUCGCUCUUCCAGCUCGUUCUGACUCGCACAUCUCCACAUCUUCUCGUUCGUCUCCGGUUGAUCUGCCUGCGUCCGUUAGAUCAACAUCUCGCUGAUUUUGAUCAACCAAUUUCAAUCUCCUGCGAAAAUCGAUUCUGCGACGAUUUUUUCACCAAUUCUAAAACAAAAAAAUGCCCGUUUCGCUUCAACUGCUGGUCACCGUCGCUUGGCUCGGCAUGCUGCUGUGCAUACCUCCCACUGCCGAUGCUUGGCUGUGGCCGUUCGGCUCGAGCGCUGCACCGUCGGUUUCAGGUGCUCCACGACGCCUCCACCCGGACAUUGAUGAAUUUGACGCGAAUCGCGCCGUGACGUUCGAGCUGAUGCCUGCCGAACUCGCUGAGAACAACGACAUGAACUCGGCAGACGUACUGCGCCUCGUGCUGGAUGCUUGCCACGAGCGAGUCAUUUCAGAUUUGCGGCAGCGGUGCAGCGACAUGGACGAAGAAAGCAUGUCGCGCGUUGCCGUCCAGCUCUACAACUGUCAAGCCGUUCGCGAGCAGCGCCAGACCUAUCCUUGCACGAAUGAGAUGCGCUUGGCCGAUUGUACUCGUGACAUGGACGCCACGACAUGGAAUACGUACCACAUUAUCAGCAACCGAGCACGCCAAGUCUGCUUCUCCGUUCAAAGCCAAUUGUACCGCCGCCAAACUGAGCAGACCAUCAACAAGCUCAGCCGUUCUGCUGGCGAGCAGCUCCGAUCGCUGCGUGGGCUCCGCGACGAGCAGCAAGCUCUUUGGAAGAACACCAAAUCCGCAGUGGAUGAGCUUCAACAGGGCCAAGUGCAAUUGAGCGAGGGCCAGCAACUCAUGCUCGACAAGCAACUCCGUCUUCUUGACGAGCAGCGGCAGCUUGGAGACUCGCUCGAUGCCAACAUUAAAAUGCUCGAGCGAGGCCAGCAAGAGCUGCAACGAAUGAGCGAGUCCAUUUCUGUUGCUAUCGGAGACACAUCGCGGCAACUGCGAGCGCACCACCAGGACGCACAAAGCCGUUUCAGCCAAGUCAUGUCUGAAAUCGAUCACAUCCACAUGAACGCAGGCGAACUGUGGACCAAGAUCGAAGACGCAAGGCAACAGAUUGCCCUGCACCGUUCGGAGGCCGAGGGGUACUAUCACUCCACGUUGAGCGAUUUGGGCCGCAUCAAUUCCACCAUCCGCUUUCUGGCCGAUGUGUUUAGUGUGCGCAUGGACUGGUUGGGCCACGAAGUGACGGACAGCAACACCCAACUGCGGACGAUUUCCACCCUAGUGUUCCACGCCCUGUACCUGCUCGUUGUUGGUGUGGUCGUGUCCUUUUUGCGGGUUCCCCAGCUGUACCGCGUCACUCUGCUCCUCUCCUUGCUAUCGAACGUGAGCGCUCAAGUCUGGCUUGGAUCGUCUCUGAGUCUGCCACACCUCACAAUCGUCGUGGUAUCCUUGAUGACUGGCUUGCUCUGUCUCGACGUUCGCCGUCUCAAAGCUCAAGCAUCUCAUCAAGCGCCUUCGCCCACAACAGCUACAGGGCGGUAUGGACUCGAACGGCGGGUACCGACAACUCGGGCAAGAUUCACCGCCGCAACCGAUUCCACAGGCUUUGUCGACAUUGAAGGCGACGACGAAGACGAAUCCCGGCAUGAAAAGACUUCGUGCAUCAAAGCAGUCCUCGGGCGACCCGAAGCCGGGGCUGCGCGCCGUUGUGUCGCACUCACUCCCAUGGGCAGCGACGUGUGCUCGCGCAAGAUUUCCGACGGUGCCGAUCCCCGUCGCUCGCACUGUCGUCUGCAUUCACCUGAAUAGCAGGCGCGCUCGUUCUUGUCAUUGUUGUUGUUGUUGUUGUUUUCAGAUUGUGUAGGUGUGGAAUGGCUUUAUUGAGACGCAAAAUUCAAGCAACCAGAAUACAGCAUUCCACACAAAAUUCUAUCUGCUCGCAGAAUGCUGUGCUGGCUUUCCAACUCUCAACGUGAUCUAUUCGUUGCAGUUUUUCCACUGAAUCGACUUGUUCUGUUUUUGUUUGUUCAAGCAACAG